This is a messenger RNA of Moesziomyces antarcticus, 432 nucleotides long. RefSeq names its product adaptor protein complex sigma subunit. Lineage: Eukaryota; Fungi; Basidiomycota; Ustilaginomycetes; Ustilaginales; Ustilaginaceae. Gene Ontology annotation, biological process: protein transport; clathrin-dependent endocytosis. Gene Ontology annotation, molecular function: clathrin-cargo adaptor activity. The record is from RefSeq and is a predicted model, not a curated record. Gene Ontology annotation, cellular component: AP-2 adaptor complex; intracellular membrane-bounded organelle. The transcript has 4 exons. Bases 1 to 432 code for a protein of 143 amino acids.
AUGAUCCGCUUCAUCCUCGUGCAGAACCGGCAGGGCAAGACGCGGCUGAGCAAGUUCUACGUUCCGUACGACGACGACGAAAAGAUCCGUCUGCGCGGCGAGGUGCAUCGCCUCAUUGCACCACGCGAUCAAAAGUACCAGUCCAACUUUGUCGAGUUCCGCAACUACAAGCUGGUGUAUCGUCGGUAUGCGGGGCUCUUCUUCUGCGUAUGCGUGGAUGCAAACGACAACGAGCUGGCUUAUCUCGAAGCCAUCCACCUCUUUGUCGAGGUCCUAGAUGCGUUCUUCGGGAACGUGUGCGAGCUCGACCUGGUCUUCAACUUUUACAAGGUAUACGCUAUCCUCGACGAGGUCUUUCUCGCCGGCGAGAUCGAAGAGACUAGCAAACACGUCGUGCUCGCGCGACUAGACCAACCACUGGCUAUCGACUGA